This is a messenger RNA of Scedosporium apiospermum, 2373 nucleotides long. RefSeq lists its product as uncharacterized. The transcript is spliced from 3 exons. Lineage: Eukaryota; Fungi; Ascomycota; Sordariomycetes; Microascales; Microascaceae. Gene Ontology annotation, molecular function: ubiquitin binding. Bases 1 to 2373 code for a protein of 790 amino acids. Gene Ontology annotation, biological process: proteasome-mediated ubiquitin-dependent protein catabolic process; ubiquitin recycling. Gene Ontology annotation, cellular component: nucleus; cytoplasm. The record is from RefSeq and is a predicted model, not a curated record.
AUGACCUCCCCCGCUUUCCAGCUCUCUGCCCAGCUCGUCGGCCACGAGUCCGACGUGAGAGCCGUUGCCUUCCCCAACCCAGACGCCGUACUCUCCGCCUCCCGCGACUGCUCCGUCCGCCUGUGGCAGCGCACCUCCGACAGCUCCUCUUCCACGUCCUCUACAUUCGAAGCGCACAUCACGAACCAAGGCUCCGACUACGUAAACUCCAUAACCUACCUCCCCCCCACCCAUGCCUACCCCGAAGGCCUCGUCGUCUCCGGCGGCCGCGACACAAUCAUCGACGUGAGGAAGCCCACCUCCCUACCAGGAGACAAUGCCGAGCGCCUGCUCAUCGGCCACGCCCACAACGUCUGCACCCUUGACGUUUCGCCCAAAGGCAACUAUAUCGUCUCGGGAGGUUGGGAUUCCCAGGCUCGCGUGUGGAGUGUCUCCAAGUGGGAGACCCAGUUCAUGUUGACCGGCCACGAGCUGAGCGUAUGGGCCGUGACCUUCCUCGACGAGAACACCGUCGUGACAGGCUGCGCCGACAAAAACAUCCGCAUCUACGACCUGCGAAAAGCCGUCUCCGGCGAUGUCCAACCCCGCUCAACCAUCUACACCGACGACAUCAUCCGGUCGCUAUGCGCCGCACCCAAGAACCACGUCACCGGCGCCGACAUCGUGAGCGCCAGCAACGAUGGCGUACUGCGCUUCUGGAAGCUCAACGGCCAGAUGGUCGCCGAGUUGCGCGGUCACGAGAGCUUCGUCUACGGCCUCGCAGCGUUGCCCACGGGUGAGAUUGUGAGCUGUGCCGAGGACAGGACCGUGCGCGUGUGGAAGGACCUUGAGUGCGUUCAGACCAUUACACACCCCGCCAUUUCCGUGUGGUGCGUCGCCGCCUGUGCUGAUUCGGGUGAUAUCGUUUCCGGCGCGAGCGAUGGCGUGGCGAGGGUGUUUACGAGGAGUCCCAAGAGGGUCGCGAGCCCCGAUGCCAUUGCCGCGUUCGAGGAGUCUGUCAAGGCUUCGGCCAUUCCGCAGCAGCAGGUCGGCGGUAUCAAUAAAGAGAAGUUGCCUGGGCCGGAAUUUUUGACGACAAAGUCGGGGACGAAGGAGGGUCAGGUGCAGAUGAUCAAGGAGGAUAAUGGUUCUGUGAGCGCGUAUACGUGGUCAACGGCCGCCCGACAAUGGGUCAACGUCGGCACCGUCGUCGACUCCGCCGGAAGCUCUGGUCGCAAGGUCGAGUACCAGGGCAAAGAGUACGACUUCGUUUUCGACGUCGACAUCGAGGACGGCAAGCCUCCCUUGAAGCUGCCCUACAACCUCAACGAGAACCCCUACGAACGCGCGCGCAAGUUCCUCGAGGGCAACGAGCUGCCCCUCUCGUAUCUCGACAACGUCGUGCAGUUCAUCGAGCAGAAUACAAAAGGCGCCACGCUGGGCGAGACGGGCGGCGGGGGUGCGCCGGAUCCGUACGGGUCGGAUGCGAGGUAUAAGCCUGGGGAUGAGGCGAAGCGGGUGCCAAAGGUUUUGCCUCAUGGGGAGUAUCUGAGCAUUUUGGCAGCCAAGCACGAGGCCAUCAUCAACAAGAUUCUCAGCGUCAACGCCACCAUGAUUUCCUCCGGCCGCAAGGACGCGGCGCUGAACCCUAAGGACCAGACGAACCUUAAGGAGCUUCGCUACACCCUUCAGGCGAACAAGCCCGUCGAUGAGACCGGCCUCGAACUCAUCCUACGCAUCGCUACGAAGUGGGCCUACACCGACCGUCUGCCAGGUCUCGAUCUCCUCCGCUGCGUCACGAAUACAACCCUCGCUGCAUCCUUCCGCGACAGCCGAGGACGCUCCAUCCUCCAGCUAGCCAUCGACGCGGCCCUGGGCACCAACACAGAGGCGGAAGGAGAAAGCGAGCCGACGACGCCCAAUGAAAACUGCAUCAUGAUGGCCCUCCGCGCCAUCGUUAACAUCUUCGCGACGCCCAAGGGCAGGGAAGUAGCAGCGUCGGAAACGAACCGCGUCAUCGCGUUGCUCGAGCGCGUCGUAGGUCUCCGAGGCGAAGGCGCAGGGCGGCGCAACAAGAACGUUCUCGUGGCGGCGACCACGGUGGUGGUCAACUACAGCGUACUCGCGCGCAAGACGACGGGCGGGUUCGCGACGGCAGACACCAAGAGGGCUUUCGCGCGCGUGGCGGAGAAGAUCCUGUCGGAGCAGCAGGGAUCGGCGGCGGCGGACGGCGAGGUGGUGUACCGCGGGCUCGUGGGGCUGGGCACGUGGGUGUACGGGAACAGCGCCGUGGCGGAGGGCGUGGAUAGGGGGGUUGUGAGGGGGGUGGUGGAGAAGGUUGGCGAGGACAGGGUGAGGAGCGUGGGGAAGGAGGUGCUCAAUUUGUUAGGUUGA